AUGCCUGCCCCCGGCGCCCUCAUCCUCCUCGCGGCCGUCUCCGCCUCCGGCUGCCUGGCGUCCCCGGCCCACCCCGAUGGAUUCGCCCUGGGCCGGGCCCCUCUGGCUCCUCCCUACGCCGUGGUCCUCAUUUCCUGCUCCGGCCUGCUUGCCUUCAUCUUUCUCCUCCUCACCUGUCUGUGUUGCAAACGGGGUGAUGUCGGCUUCAAGGAGUUUGAGAACCCUGAAGGGGAGGAUUGCUCCGGGGAGUACACUCCCCCGGCCGAGGAGACCUCCUCCUCACAGUCGCUGCCUGAUGUCUACAUUCUCCCGCUGGCUGAGGUCUCCCUGCCGAUGCCUGCCCCGCAGCCCUCCCACUCAGGUAUGCCCCCCCCCCUGGGCCUUAGCCGUCAGCACCUCAGCUACUUACAAGAGAUUGGGAGUGGCUGGUUUGGGAAGGUGAUCCUGGGAGAGAUUUUCUCCGACUACACCCCAGCCCAGGUGGUGGUGAAGGAGCUCCGAGCCAGCGCAGGCCCCCUGGAGCAGCGCAAGUUCAUCUCCGAAGCACAGCCCUACAGGAGCCUGCAGCACCCCAACGUCCUCCAGUGCCUGGGCGUCUGUGUGGAGACACUGCCCUUUCUGCUGAUUAUGGAGUUCUGUCAACUGGGGGACCUGAAACGUUACCUCCGGGCCCAGCGGCCCCCUGAGGGCCUGUCCCCCGAGCUGCCCCCUCGAGACCUGCGGACGCUGCAGAGGAUGGGCCUGGAGAUCGCCCGCGGGCUGGCACAUCUCCACUCCCACAACUACGUGCACAGCGACUUGGCCCUGCGCAACUGCCUGCUGACCUCCGACCUCACCGUGCGCAUCGGAGACUAUGGGCUAGCCCACAGCAACUACAAGGAGGACUACUACCUGACCCCGGAGCGCCUGUGGAUCCCGCUGCGCUGGGCGGCGCCCGAGCUCCUUGGGGAGCUGCAUGGGACCUUCAUGGUGGUGGACCAGAGCCGCGAGAGCAACAUCUGGUCCCUGGGGGUGACCCUGUGGGAGCUCUUUGAGUUUGGGGCACAGCCCUACCGCCAUCUGUCCGACGAGGAGGUCCUCGCCUUCGUGGUCCGCCAGCAGCACGUCAAGCUGGCCCGGCCGAGGCUCAAGCUGCCCUAUGCGGACUACUGGUACGAUAUCCUGCAGUCCUGCUGGAGGCCACCUGCCCAGCGCCCUUCGGCUUCUGAUCUCCAACUGCAGCUCACCUACCUGCUCUCUGAGCGUCCCCCACGGCCCCCGCCCCCGCCUCCCCCACCCCGAGACGGUCCCUUCCCCUGGCCCUGGCCCCCGCAGCACAGCGUGCCCCGCCCAGGGACCCUCUCCUCUCCAUUCCCCCUUCUGGAUGGCUUCCCUGGGGCUGACCCCGACGAUGUGCUCACGGUCACUGAGAGCAGCCGUGGCCUCAACCUUGAGUGCCUGUGGGAGAAGGCGCGGCGGGGGGCCGGCCGCGGUGGGGGGGCGCCCCCUUGGCAGCCGGCAUCCGCGCCCCCGGCCCCCCAUGCCAACCCCUCCAACCCUUUCUAUGAGGCGCUGUCCACGCCCAGCGUGCUGCCGGUCAUCAGCGCCCGCAGCCCCUCGGUGAGCAGCGAGUACUACAUCCGCCUGGAGGAGCACGGCUCCCCGCCUGAGCCCCUCUUCCCCAAUGACUGGGACCCCCUGGACCCAGGAGUGCCUGCCCCCCAGGCCUCCCAGGCCCCUUCCGAGGUCCCCCAGCUGGUGUCCGAGACCUGGGCCUCCCCCCUCUUCCCUGCAGCUCGGCCCUUCCCAGCCCAGUCCUCGGCAUCAGGCAGCUUCCUCCUGAGCGGCUGGGACCCCGAGGGCCGAGGUGCCGGGGAGACCCUGGCGGGAGACCCUGCCGAGGUGCUGGGGGAGCGGGGUACCGCCCCGUGGGCAGAAGAGGAGGAAGAGGAGGAGGAGGGCAGCUCCCCGGGGGAAGACAGCAGCAGCCUUGGGGGUGGCCCCAGCCGCCGAGGCCCCCUGCCCUGUCCCCUGUGCAGCCGAGAGGGGGCCUGCUCCUGCCUGCCCCUGGAGCGGGGGGACGCCGUUGCUGGCUGGGGGGGCCACCCUGCUCUUGGCUGCCCCCAUCCCCCAGAGGACGACUCGUCCCUGCGGGCAGAGAGGGGCUCCCUAGCCGACCUGCCCCUGGCCCCCCCCCCCCCCCCCCCCCCCCCCCCCCCGCCGCCACCUCCCCGGGCCCCCGCGGACCCAGCCGUGUCCCCCGACCCUCCCUCGGCCGUGGCCAGUCCCGGCUCAGGCCUGUCGUCUCCGGGCCCCAAGCCGGGGGACAGCGGCUACGAGACCGAGACCCCUUUUUCCCCCGAGGGAGCCUUCCCAGGCGGGGGGGCAGCCGAGGAGGAAGGGGUCCCUCGACCGCGGGCUCCCCCCGAGCCCCCCGACCCGGGAGCGCCCCGGCCACCCCCAGACCCGGGUCCCCACCCACUGCCGGGGACCCGGGAGAAGCCGACCUUCGUAGUUCAAGUGAGCACCGAGCAGCUGCUGAUGUCCCUGCGGGAGGACGUGACAAGGAACCUCCUGGGGGAGAAGGGGGCAAACCCCCGAGAGACGGGACCCAGGAAGAUGGGGAGAGGCCUCGGGAACAGAGAGAAAGCCCAGGGCCCGAGCAGGGACCCCACAGUCCUGGGCAGCGGGAAGAAAGCCCCAAGCCCGAACAAGGACCCGAGCCUCCCCAUGAACGGGGUGACAGUGUUGGAGAACGGGAGACAGAGAGCCCUGGGCAUCGAGGAGAAGGUGGCGGAGAAUGGGGGCCCAGGGACCCCAGAGAGAGAAGAGAAAGUGCUGGAGAAAGUGCUGGAGAAUGGGGAGGUGACACCCCCAAGGAGGGAGGAGAAAGUGUUGGAGAAUGGGGAGCUGAGGUCCCCCGAGAGAGAAGGGAAUGUGCUGGCGAAUGGGGGGCUGACACCCUCAAAGAUCGAGGAGAAGGUGUCAGAGAAUGGGGGCCUGAGACUCCCCAGGAACACGGGGAGGCUGCCAGAGACUGGGCCUCGGAGAGCCCCAGGGCCCUGGGAGAAGGCGCCCGAGAGUGGGGUGCCAGCCCCAGAGACCUCGCUGGAGAGAGCCCCCGAGCCCGGCGCAGUGGCCUUGUCCCGGAACGGCGGGGAGACAGCCCCUGGCCCCACUGGCCCAGCCCCCAGGAGCGGGGUGCUGGAACCCGGGACCGAGAGGAGAGCCCCCGAGACUGGGGGGGCACCGAGAGCCCCCGGGGUUGGGAGGCUGGACCUCGGGAGUGGGGCCCGAGCCCCAGUGGGCAUGGGGAUGGCCCCCGGCGGCGGCCUCGGAAGCGGCGUGGACGCAAAGGCCGGAUGGGUAGACAGCACGAGGCCACAACCGCCCCCGCCCCCGCCGCCGCCGUCGGAAGCACAGCCGAGGUGGCCGGAGCCAGCGCCACAGAGAGCCAGGCCGGAGGUGGCCUCCUCCGAGGGAGAGCCCGGGGCCCCAGACAGCAGGGCCGGCGGAGACACAGCACCCAGCACAGACGGGGACCCCCCCAAGCCCGAGAGGAAGGGCCCCGAGAUGCCACGACUGUUCUUGGACUUGGGACCUCCUCAGGGGAACAGCGAGCAGAUCAAAGCCAAGCUCUCGCGGCUCUCUCUGGCGCUGCCGCCGCUCACGCUCACGCCGUUCCCGGGGCCGGGCCCGCGGCGACCCCCGUGGGAGGGCGCGGACGCCGGGGCGGCUGGCGGGGAGGCCGGCGGGGCGGGGGCGCCGGGGCCGCCGGAGGAGGACGGGGAGGACGAGGACGAGGACGAGGAGGAGGACGAGGAGGCGGCGGCGGCGGGCGCGGCGGCGGGGCCGCGGGGCCCCGGGAGGGCGCGGGCAGCCCCGGUGCCCGUCGUGGUGAGCAGCGCCGACGCGGACGCGGCCCGCCCGUUGCGGGGGCUGCUCAAGUCUCCGCGCGGGGCCGACGAGCCCGAGGACAGCGAGCUGGAGAGGAAGCGCAAGAUGGUCUCCUUCCACGGGGACGUGACCGUCUACCUCUUCGACCAGGAGACGCCAACCAACGAGCUGAGCGUCCAGGGCCCCCCCGAGGGGGACACGGACCCGUCAACGCCCCCAGCGCCCCCGACGCCUCCCCACCCCGCCACCCCCGGAGAUGGGUUUCCCAGCAACGACAGCGGCUUUGGAGGCAGUUUCGAAUGGGCGGAGGAUUUCCCCCCCCCCCCCCCCCCCGGCCCCCCCCUGUGCUUCUCCCGCUUCUCCGUCUCGCCUGCGCUGGAGACCCCGGGGCCCCCCGCCCGGGCCCCCGACGCCCGGCCCGCAGGCCCCGUGGAGAACUGA
Molecule: messenger RNA, 4317 nt
Organism: Neomonachus schauinslandi (Hawaiian monk seal)
Lineage: Eukaryota; Metazoa; Chordata; Mammalia; Carnivora; Phocidae
Gene: LMTK3
Product: lemur tyrosine kinase 3
Biological process (GO): protein phosphorylation
Molecular function (GO): ATP binding; protein kinase activity
Source: RefSeq, a predicted model, not a curated record